UCUCUUUCUCUCUUGCCCUCUUUCUACUUCGUUCUUUACUUUUCUCUCUUCUUUUUCUUUCUUUCUUUCUCUUUUCAUUUCUUUCUCUCUCCUCUCCCUUUUUCCCUCUCUUUUUCUCUAUUUUAUUAUUCUCUUUUUUCUUUUUCUGUUUGUUUCUUUUUUCCUCUAAUUAUUUCUCUCAUUUCUUUUUUGCUUUCCCUCUCUCUCUCUCACUUUCCCUCUGUGCUUCUCUUCCUUGCUUUCUUUUUCUCUCUUUUUCUUUCUAUCCAUUCUUUUCUUUCUUUCUUCUUUUUUAUUUUCUUUUUUCUAUUUUUCUCCCUCUUUUUUUCGCUCUCUCUUUCUCUGUCUCUCUGCCUCCCUCCCUCCCUCCUUCUUUCUUUCUCUUUCUUUUUCCCUUCUAUUAGGUUACAAUAUUUAUGUUCCUUCAGUCCAGCUUUGGGUGCCAGUCUGGGACCCUUCCCCAUUUGGUGGGGGCAUCAACCUGCCCCACAUAUCAAAAUGUUAGAGCUUGGGUGAUAACACCCCACCUCCCAUUUUGCAACCUUUAACCCCCAUCCCACUCCAUGAUACCCCUGUAGUUACAUGCACCCUCUCCAUGCAGAUGAAGUAAUCACAGAUGCAAAUGACAUUAUCCACAUAAUUUGCAUAAUGGCUUCAUGUUGCCUGCCUGGGACAUUGUGUGGCUUGUCCCCAACCUUGGAUCGGCGUUUCCACCAGCUGGGAAACGGGUGUCGCAACACGAUUAAGUUUUGAUCAUUUUCCUUUAUUACUCAAACGACCCUAAAAUUUCUCUUCAUGCAAAUAUGAAGGGCAGUUUGCAAUGGCUGAAAAAAAAAAUGCAAUUGGCUAGAUUCGAAUCAAGGGCCCAAACCAGGGGUGAAAUCCAGCAGGUUCUGACAGGUUCUGGAGAAUCGGUAGUGGAAAUUUUGAGUAGUUGAGUAAUUCUCCCAGCCAGCAUGCUUUAAGAGGGGCGGACUCCAACUCCCAGAAUCCCCCAGCCAGCAUGCUUUCAGAGAAGACUUCCACUCCCAGAAUCCCCCAGCCAGCAUGCUUUAAGAGGGGCAGACUCCAACUCCCAGAAUCCCCCAGCUGGCAUGCUUUAAGAGGGUUGGACUCCAACUCCCAGAAUCCCCCAGCUGGCAUGCUUUCAGAGAAGACUUCCACUCCCAGAAUCCCCUAUCCAGCAUGCUUUAAGAGGGCUGGACUUCCACUCCCAGAAUCCCCCAGCCGGCAUGCUUUAAGAGGGGUGGACUCCAACUCCCAGAAUCCCCCAGCCGGCAUGCUUUCAGAGAAGACUUCCACUCCCAGAAUCCCCCAGCCGGCAUGCUUUAAGAGGGGUGGACUCCAACUCCCAGAAUCCCCCAGCCGGCAUGCUUUCAGAGAGGAGGACUUCCACUCCCAGAAUCCCCAAUUCAGCAUGCUUUAAGAGGGGUGGACUCCAACUCCCAGAAUCCCCCAGCCGGCAUGCUUUAAGAGAGGUGGACUUCCACUCCCAGAAUCCCCAAUUCAGCAUGCUUUAAGAGGGGUGGACUCCAACUCCCAGAAUCCCCCAGCCGGCAUGCUUUAAGAGGGGUGGACUCCAACUCCCAGAAUCCCCCAGCCGGCAUGUUUUCAGAGAAGACUUCCAGUCCCAGAAUCCCCUAUCCAGCAUGCUUUAAGAGGGGCAGACUCCAACUCCCAGAAUCCCCCAGCCAGCUGGCUGGAGAUUUCUGGGAGUUGAAGUCCACAAGUCUUAAAAGUGGCCAGGUUUGGAGACCCCUCUGGCCACGAGGCUGGGCUUUUGAGGAGGGCCUCUCUGGGGGUCUAGAGGGGAUCAUGGAGUGGAGAAGCAGCUUCUAAAACUGCUGCUGGCAGAGUUUCUCCUGGGCCAAGAAUGAGGCGUGUCUGGAUCCGUCCUGGGAGGAAAGAGGAACUGGGUGUGUGGAGGUGGGGGGAGGGCUCAGCCCUACAUGCUCCCUUCCCCAAUGGGUCAACCGGACGGAGACAAUGUCAGCCGGAGCAAACCAGGAAGGUCUUCAUGUCAGGGCGUUCCGGUGUGAACCAUGAUUUGGAUCAAGCCGAGUUUCAUCCUGGUUUGUUUUUGAAGCGUCCGAAACUUCUGAAACUCUGGCCCAACUCGGCGUCUCUGCCUUCUCUCCUUUUCCAACGGGAUCUUCCCAGGAGAUGAGGAUCUCGGAGGUGGUCUCCUCACUACUCAGGGUCGAGGAGACGUUUUCCGCGCAUCUGGCGCGGAUCAACGCUGUGGUUCUGAAGCCCCUUCUGCAAAUAGGGUCUUUGGAGAAUGUAAAGUUCUUUUUCCUGUUAAACGACCACUUCCAAGCGAUCUGGCAUCUGACGGAGGAGAACUACAGGACGCUAAAGGAGACGUACAGCACCUCCGAAUCUGUUUGUGUCCCUGACGUGUAUCUCGUCUGCGACGCGGACUCGUUCCUGAAUGCUUAUGUCCAGUAUUUCUUCACAUUUGGUACUUGCGUGGUGUUGCAAAAUUUUGAACAGGCAUCCAGGAGUAAAAGCGAUGUCUGGAAGUUGCAGAAACCCGCCCUGUGCGAAUUCCUUGCUGAUUUCUCACCUGACAGCUGUCUGGCCAUAGGGCUUUACACCGUGUUGCAGAAGCCAUUCCGAGACCACCUGCAGCGAUACGCCAGCGUCCUCGCCAAACUCAAGACAGCCACAGGCCAGGGCUUAGAGAAAAAAACAGUAUCUGAUGCUUCUGAAAAGUUUGCAAAGCUGCGUUCGUACGUCAGCCGAAUCAUGGACGAAGCUGGCUUCACCGUCGCCUUGUGGAAGUCCGUGGGAACUAAGUUCACGGACGUCCUUUGCACCCCCGAGAGACGGUUGCUGGAAGACAGCGAAAGCCUCCCCAUCUUCACCAGCUCCGGCAGAACGGACCGUAUCCUUCUCUUUAACGACGCCCUGGUGCUGAUCCAGGGGAAUAACUUCCAGAGUUUUGAUCUGAAGCUUCUGUGGGUUGAGGCAACUUCCAGCGAAACAGGAAACCAUACUUUAAACAUUGUGACUCCAGAAGAAAAUUUCUUCCUGUUGGCCAAAGGACCAGAAGCCCGAGCGGUGUGGCAAUGGAAGAUCCGCCGGGCAGUGGUCCAGGCCUUGGCGGACAAGAGAGACGUCUUCGUGUGGGGCGAUGAGGGCAAAACCUUCUCCCCCCCGCUCUGCCGCUUUGCCACUUUCACAUUCAGGGCCGAAGGGCGGUUCAAGAGCGCCACGUACGAGGGGGACUGGUGCUUGGGGAAACCCCACGGAAAAGGGAAACUGACGUGGCCCAACGGCCAGAAUUUUGCAGGAGAUUUCAAAAAAGGCUUGGAAAACGGGUUUGGGAUCUGUUUGAUCCCUCAAGGAUCCAGUGACCACUACGAUUGCUACAAAUGCCACUGGCGGGAGGGCCAGAUGAAUGGCUACGGUAUCUGUGAAUACGGCAACGAGAUGGUCUACAAAGGGUAUUUCAAGGACAACAUGCGUGAAGGUUUUGGCCUUCUGGUUAGCCCCCUGAAUACCGACCAUCCAUUUAAGUACACAGGACACUGGACGAAGGACAAGAGAACGGGUUAUGGUGUCUGGGAUGACAAGGAGAGAGGUGAAAGAUACAUUGGGAUGUGGGAAAACGACCAGAGGCAUGGACCAGGAAUUGUGGUGAUGCAGUCAGGGGUCUGUUUCCAAAGGACUUUCCACCUGGAUAAAAUGGUGGGAUCCGGGGUUCUGAUUCUGGAGGAUGAUUCCAUCUACGAGGGAAAUUUCACGAACGACUUCAAGUUUGUUGGCAAGGGAAAACUGACAUUUCCAAAUGGCUUCGUUCUGGAGGAAACCUUCGCCAACAAAUCUAGAGAAGGACUACAGGUGCCAGGAGUGAGGAGCCAUUCUGGAGAUCCACAGGCUGUCACCAAAUCUGCUAUCCAGCUAGGUCAGGAAGACUUCCCGGUGGAGAAGCGAUGGGAAGACCUCUACGACCAGUUUCUGGCGUUUGUCCACGCGGGAGGCCAAGCGGACGCCGAAGAAUCGUUCAUGGGGUUUCACGUCCAGACGAGUCGCGAACUGCGCAAAUCUCAGGAGAAUCUCUUCUGCAACGGGGGAACUGCAGAAGCCUCCGAGAAAACGGACUUUCUUGAAGAACUAAUAAAACACCAGGAGCCAGAAGCUCUGCUGAGUUAUUUGCAACAGGCUCUGGGAUCCUCCUUACAUCCUUUAGGGAAAUUGCUGAAAACUCUGGUUUUGGUGUUUCAGUCCACUUAUUCUGGCAUCGGGGCUAACAAGCAUCUCUUGAGAAUGGCCCAAGAAGAGGUCAAACACUACGCCAAGAAAAUAUGGGAAUUUUAUCAAAGCUUGUUGCAACUUGCUUUCAAGGUCAAAAGCUUCAAUUCCCCCCAAAACACAGAAAAAAGGGACGUGGAAGGAAGUUCCGUCAUUCUGCCUCUCAUCCUCCCAUAUUUCUACCCGGAUCUCCUGAUGCUCUACAUGGUCACCCACGAGAAGCAGGACGAGGUUUAUUGCCAGGGAAUCACCAACCUCAGCCGCUUCUCCGACACGACGCUCCUGGAAUACCUGGAUGUGCAGAAAGACUUCUGGCCCCUGAAAGACCUCACCCUCACCAGUAACCAAAGGCAGUCGCUGGUGAAGGAUCAUUGCUUUCUCUCUGCAACUGAAUGUCUGCAGAAACUGAUCGCUACCAUGGACCCCCAGGAAAAACUGGACAUAAUCCAGCAGACGUACGAGGAGAUUGAGGAAACGAUAAACCAACUUUUGGGGAAGGAAUGUAAUCUGCCAAUGGACGAUUUACUGCCUCUGCUGACCUACGUGGUGACACGGGCCAGCAUCCAACAUCUAGGAGCAGAAAUUCACUUGAUCAGAGAUCUGAUGGAUCCCACAAAUGGUGGAAAACAUGACUUCCUCCUGACAGCACUAGAAUCCUGCUACCAGCUUAUCCAGGAGAUAAGACUUCCUUGAACGGCGCGUGACUCCUGAAAGACUACACAACCCAUCAUCAACAGCCAAUAGCAGUUGGGAGAAUUUAUUCUGAUCAUGCCUAGAAAACGGACUGGACAUUUUGCUGCUGUUGCUUAUUUUUUAAAAUUAAUAUUUGUCUUUCCUAUGGGAAGUACCGUAUGUUCAUUCUUUUAAGGGCGCUUUCAAUUUCUUCAAAAUUGAAUCAAUGACCAGAGCUUGCUUGAAAUUGACGGAAGAAAAGAUAGGGUAAGGCUACAGUUCAUUUAGUGACCAUUCAAAGUCAUUUUUCACACUUAACGACCAUUGCAGCAUCCACUGUGGACAAGGGAUCAAAAUUCAAACGCCCGGCAACUGUCUCGUAUUUAUGACUGUGGCAGUGUCCUAGGGAGGGGGGGGUGUCAUGUGAUUCCUCUUUUGCAACUUUCUGGUGAGCACAAUUAAUGGGGAAGCUGGAUUCGCUUAACGACCGUGGUAUUAAUUGAACAGCUGCACUUACUCACUGAAAUAAAAAUUCAACAAAUAAAUUUAAUAGAAGUGAACGCAUUCAAUAAACUUGGUAGAGAAAUGUAAUAAGUAAAUAAAUUCCAGAUUCGUUAAAUUAUAAUAAACUUAGUAAAUUCAAUAAAUUUAGAAAAUAAUUACGUUUAGUAAAUUUAAUAAAUAUAAUUUUUUUAAAAAAAUCAUUAAUUAUAUCGCCAGACUAGGGAACUGUUCCUAAAGGUAAACCAGUUGCCAAGUUCCUGCAGUGCGAUUGGAUGACCUCAGGAGGGUCCAUUGGAACGGUCAUUAAGUGAGGACUUCUGUAAGGAGAUUCAAUAUAGGUAGUCCUUGACUUACGACCGUAAUUGAGCCCAAAAUUCUCUUUAAGUGAGAUAUUCGCUAAGUGAAUUUUGCCCCAUUUUACGAACUUUUCCUGCCACAGUUAAGUGAAUCACUGCAGUCGUUAAGUCAGUCACGUGGUUGUUAAGUGAAUCUGAUGCUCCCCACUGACUUAUCUGAUCAGGUCGCAAAAGGGGAUCAAUUGUGAUUUGUUUUUAAAAACGGGUAUUUUAAUUAGUAUGGGCCAAAUUUAUUUAAUACGUUUUAAAUUGUUUUUUAAAUUUUGUACUGUAUGUGUUUUAUCUUGGCUGUUCACCGCCCUGAGUCUUUCGGGAGUAGGGCGGUAUAUAAAUCUAAAUAAACUGAAACUGAAACGUGACUCCAGGACACUUCGACCAUCAUCUGUUUUUCAGAGUGCCAUUGUAACUUUGAAAGGUCACUAAAUGAACUGUUGUAAAUGGAGGACUACCUGUGUAGUGUUUUUUUUUCCUAUGUUCUUUGCACUUUACCUUCUGCUUACGUCUCAUGGAUGUAUUUUUGCUGGUCAAUCCCCCAAAUCCCAUUUUUUUUAACAGAUUAAAACAUUUCUCUUGAGAGCUGCAGUCCGUUAAGGGCAGAAUUCUCAUUUUUAUCCGUCCUAUUUUAACACCCCUUGCUGCUUAUACUGAUUAAAAUAGAAGGAACAGGAUCCUAAGGAUGGAGAGAUUUAAGGCUCUCAAAAUGAUCCACCAAAGGGAAGGGGGGAAAAAACCCUCUUAAUUAUGAAGUUGCAAAGAGAUUUUCUACAACUACCAAUAUUUCAUACUGGAUGCUAAAUUUGGUUGUUUUUAAAAAAUUUUUUGCAACAGAUUGGUUUUGGGACCAAUUUUUGCAACAGAUUGGUUAAAUGUCACAAGCAUUUAAUUCGUUUUUCUCCAUGGUCAACUUCUCCCAAGUACCAGACAAGAUUAUUUCCCAGACAUUAGAAAUGCAACUCUAAUUUUUCCUAAUCGACUCCAGAGGAAAUUCUGGUCUUUUGUAGAGUUUAUUGACUGGGUUUUAUAUUUAAAAAAAAACAAAAAAUUAAUAAACUGCCUAAUGUGUUCUCAA
Molecule: messenger RNA, 6861 nt
Organism: Pantherophis guttatus
Lineage: Eukaryota; Metazoa; Chordata; Lepidosauria; Squamata; Colubridae
Source: RefSeq, a predicted model, not a curated record